Messenger RNA from Macrosteles quadrilineatus (aster leafhopper), 485 nucleotides. RefSeq lists its product as uncharacterized. The record is from RefSeq and is a predicted model, not a curated record. NCBI's taxonomy places the organism in Eukaryota, Metazoa, Arthropoda, Insecta, Hemiptera, Cicadellidae. Bases 29 to 406 code for a protein of 125 amino acids. The transcript has 5 exons.
CAAUAUGAGGGUGAACAUAUGAUUUAGAAUGAGCAGGUGGGUUACAUGUUUAAUGUGUUGUGUGAACGCGGUUCUAUCAGGAAAAGAUACUGACGAAGAAUUUGAAGAUUUCAUGAGAAAAGCUCGUACCACUCUUAGACCAAUGAGCUACAGAGAACGAGAGCUGAAUAAAAUGGUGGAAGAUAAUAUCGUGCGGUUCAACGAGGCAGUCACGGAAAGCGAUUCAACAGACAAAGAAGGCCCAAGUUGGUGGGAAGCAUACAGACUUGCCAUGUAUGGUGAACAGCUAAAUGGAAGAGACAACGAAGUCCACCCUCAUUACACCUCCACCCCUACUUGGAAACCUGGAACCCCGGUGAUAAAUAUACGAUUAAAAACUGAACCAACGAUACGGUGGUUGACUUGAAAGAUUUUUGGAUUCCACAUAUAAACUUACUAUAAUUGUUUUAAGGUUUUAUUUUUUAUUAAACUGCAGAUAAAAGAAA